AUGUUGCUGCAGCCACUCGUGAUGCAGCUGAGCCCAUUGCUUCGCAUUAUAAUUGGACAAUAUUUUGCAUCCUUUUCGUCCAUUCUGAUCGUGCAUAACCACACCAGCAGCACAACUCUGCUGCAACUCGAGUACCUACGAUCUCUGGAGCUUGUGCUUCAAGAGUUACCUCAAUCGGUGCUCCUGCAGUGGAUCAAUGUGGGACAAUUGAGUGAUGUGGAGGAAGAUCUUGAGUGGCAGGUGAUGGCUGCCGUCAAUAGCAGCAGCACAGAGGGUUUCAUUACCAUUCUGUCGCAAACGAAUCUGUUUCUACAUGCCCGAUAUUAUGCCACACGCAAUGCCAAUGUGCGCCUCAAGGACAAGCGCUACCUGUUCUUGUGUGAGGAUGAACUUCCCCAGGAGCUGCUGGCCAUGGACAUACUGCAGUUCUACCCACACCAUCUGAUGGUGCGGCCAGGAACAAGAGCCGUAACGGGACCAGUAACGGGACCAGUGCCAGCCGCCAGGCAUAAAGAGGGACAAGGCACAACGGUAAACACGGAAAGCUCGAGGGAGGGGAUACCCAGAGAUGUGAAUGGGAAUGUGCGAGAUGGAGGAGCGGGAGCAGGAGUGGGAGGAGGAGCAGCCACUUUACCGUACCGCGACAUCAAUUUCGAGCUGUGGACACAAAAGUUUGUCGGAGCCUUUGGUAAUUUGGAUGCCGUGCGCCUGGACGCAUUCUUGCCGAACGAAACUUUUGCCAGCCGGGUCGAACUUUAUCCCAACAAGCUGCUCGAUCUGCAGCGUCGCACCCUGCGCAUGGGCUCCAUUACUUAUGUCCCAUAUACAAUUACUAAUUAUGUGCCAGCUGGUGAGGGCAAUGAAGAUCCCAUUAACCCGCAUGGGGCUAGCCGUUCGAUUGCUUACCAUGGCGCCGAGGCCAAUGUGAUGAAGACCUUCUGUCAGGUGCACAAUUGUCAUCUGCGUGUGGAGGCGUACGGCGCCGACAACUGGGGCAGCAUUUAUGAGAAUGAGACGAGCGACGGCAUGCUGGGGGACAUUUAUGACCAGCGGGUGGAGCUGGCCAUUGGCUGCAUCUACAACUGGUACGAUGGCAUCACGGAGACCUCGCAUCACAUUGCCCGCUCUUCUGUAACCAUACUAGGACCAGCACCAGCACCCUUGCCCAGUUGGCGCACCAACAUUCUGCCCUUCAACGGUCCCACAUGGCUGCUGCUCAUCUCAACUAUUCUGAUCUGUGCAGUCUUUCUGUACGUGAUGAAGUUGGCCAGCUAUCGGCUGGGCUUUGGUAGAUAUGAGCCAACAUUUCAUCAUGUGCGGAAACUGGAGCACUCCCUGCUGGACACCUUUGCGCUGUUCAUCCAACAGCCGUCGGCUCCGCUCAGCUUUGAUCGCUUUGCCACACGCUUUUUUCUGGCCACGCUCCUGUGUGCCACCAUCACGCUAGAGAAUAUCUACAGCGGACAGCUCAAGUCCCUGUUGACAGUGCCCUUCUACAGUGCUCCGGUGGACACCAUCGAGAAGUGGGCACAGGCUGGCUGGAAAUGGGCAGCACCUUCCAUUAUUUGGGUGCACACCGUGGAGAGCUCCGAUCUGGCCACCGAGCAGAUAUUGGCCCGCAACUUUGAGGUGCGCGAUUACAGCUUCUUGGCCAAUGCCAGCUUUAGUCCCAACUAUGGACUGGGCAUCGAGCGUCUGGCCUCGGGCUCUCUUUCGGUUGGGAAUUAUGUGCCCGCGGAAGCGUUGGAAAACCGCAUUGUGCUGCAUGAUGAUCUGUACUUUGACUGGACCCGAGCUGUGUCCAUACGUGGCUGGACUUUGAUGCCGGAACUGGACAAGCAUAUUCUCAUCUGUCAGGAGACGGGUCUGUAUGUUCACUGGGAACUGGAGUUUGUGGUCAAAUAUAUGGACAAGAAGGUGCAGGAAAUUCUGCUGGAUAUGGUCAAUGGGCACAAGGCCAAAGGUGCACCCAAGCCCCUAAAUGUUUCCAACAUCUCUGGGGCUCUAUUCGUGCUGGCCUUUGGCUUCACCUUUGCGUUCAGCGCCCUGUUGGUGGAGACUGCCAUCUGUGGGCUAAAGAAAAUCAAAUAA
This is a messenger RNA of Drosophila subobscura, 2091 nucleotides long. RefSeq lists its product as uncharacterized. The transcript is spliced from 10 exons. NCBI's taxonomy places the organism in Eukaryota, Metazoa, Arthropoda, Insecta, Diptera, Drosophilidae. The coding region runs from base 1 to 2091 and encodes 696 amino acids. Gene Ontology annotation, molecular function: ligand-gated monoatomic ion channel activity. Gene Ontology annotation, cellular component: membrane. The record is from RefSeq and is a predicted model, not a curated record.